Molecule: messenger RNA, 4147 nt
Organism: Cimex lectularius (bed bug)
Lineage: Eukaryota; Metazoa; Arthropoda; Insecta; Hemiptera; Cimicidae
Product: ras-related protein Rab-28-like
Exons: 5
Coding region: 145-831 (228 amino acids)
Cellular component (GO): endosome; Golgi apparatus
Molecular function (GO): GTP binding; GTPase activity
Source: RefSeq, a predicted model, not a curated record
AGUAUUAGCCAACUUUUGACUUUUCCGCCUGCCCAACACCACGGUAACGCCCCUGCAACAGUAAGUUCCCAAGGCGACGCUUUCAAAACACGAGACCGAGCUGAAUUUUUCUCUUUGGUUUCGUAUGCCUCUGGCCAGCAGGAAAUGGAGAGCAUGCCGACAGACGACGACCACUUCGAAAAGCAGCUGAAAAUGGUCGUGCUCGGCGAACCGUCGACGGGAAAGAGCUGUAUUUUAUCAAGAUUUUGCCACAACGAAUUUUCGAGACAGUAUUAUCCAACUUUAGGCGUUGACUUCAUUCUUCAGAGGCAUGAAAUAAGAAAUGGGAAAAAUGUUACCCUUGUGAUAUGGGACAUUGGGGGCCAAGCUCUCGGGUCGACAAUGAUGGAAAACUAUUUAUACGCUGCCAACAUAAUACUAAUAGUUUUUGACAUUACAAAUGCCGCUAGCUUUAAGAAAUUAUCUGAGUGGUUGGAUGGGAUUAGGAAAAUCUACUUUGAAACAAGCCCCAAUAUUGCGAUUAUAGCAAAUAAAUGUACUUCAAAUUCUCUUUCAGGUGAUAUGGAGCACCAAAGGGCUGUGAGUGUGGAAAAACAAGUGAGAUUCGCAAAUGAGCAUGGAUUCACGAGUCACACUGUAUCAGCUCGGACUGGGGAAAAUGUGAGACUUACGAUUCAGAAAAUCUGUGCAGAAAAGCUUGGCCUCAAAUUGACCAGAGUAGAACAGGAAGCGCAUCAGACUGUCGUUCAAGCAGAAAUCAUCGCUCCGAGCCAAAAUCAGGUUUAUCCCACGUACCAGCCGACUCCAUCGACCAUUUGUGCCAUUCAGUAAAUGUCGAUAUGUCAAAAUUUCUGAUUAAACUGUUCAAAACAAUGAAUUGUGUUUUAAAACUAAAUGUUGUAUAAAUACUCAGAUCCACUUACCAAGAAAUUGAAAAUGUGCCAACAUUAUCAUUAUUGUUUAGUUUUUAAUUUUAGGGCCGGCAAACUAUUUUGGUCAUCACCAGCCCUAUUUUCUUUACCUUUACAUUUCUUUUCUUAUCUUUUUCGCAUUUUAAUUCUACUAAUUUCUUUUUCUUUCUCCAGCUAAGUUACGAUAAUUUAUGGUACAAUGGUAGCCACUCUCUCUUUUGUUUAUCCUUGCUUGGCUUCUCUAUACCUCAGGGCCUUGUCAAUUGUGGUUACAGUAAAACAAAUAAUAAACACAAAUACAUAGAACAUUAUUGAAACUGGUAAAAUUAAUAUUAUCCUUCAUAACUUGAUAAAAACCUAACUUUAAAUAACAAUUAAUUAAUUAUAUAAAUAUAUCUGUGUCCUCAAAAACUCCAACUUUGCAGGAUGGCAGCUUUUAUAUUUAUUGCCAUUUCCCAAAUCUUCAUCAUUACUGAAUGGCUUUGUGCUACGCAUGUUACAUUUUUAUUUUUAAAAAAGUCAAUACAGUUGUACAAAAGUCUAUUGAUUUAAUAAUUAAUGUUAUUACUAAUUACCAAAUGAACUCAACAGUUUGUGACUUAUGCACUGUGUCCCAUGUGUAAAUGGCUUAUACUGACAAAUCAGUGUAUAUGUGCUGGGUUGCAAAACAUAAAUAUCCUUGUACUAAACAUGGGCUAUGAAAUUUAAAUUUACAUAUUUAUUGUUAAUUCAAUAAUUCAGGUUUAAUUGCUGGAUAAUCGCCUCUAUUGCUUAAUGAUAACCUGAAAUCACUUGUGAUGAUCUUAAAAUAAUCCAAUUAAUUAAAAUAUUGAAUUUUAAAGCAGUUUAUAUAAUUUCAAAAUGACAACUUAAAGAUAAAGUGUAGGUUUGGAUGUCAUAAAAAGGACUUUGUAAAAGGGAUUGGUUAUAAAUAAAAUUUCCAAAUUAGUGAUUCUUAAUUUAUAUCAAUACAAAAUAAGUCUUGACAUAUAUCAUAUAUACUUAUUAUAUAGAUUUAAUUGUGCACUGUUUUUUGUUUUAAAUUUAUAAAAAAUUAAAACAGCGACAAUGAAAAAUUAUUUUAUAUUACUCUUUAAAUUAAGAUAUGGCUAUGUAAAAUAUUUUCUUCUGUUCUCUCUAUUAAAAUUAAUUUAUACUUCCUGCUCAAUAGACCUAUCUUUCUAUGACACAAUCUAAAUAUCACAAUGUUGUAUGUUAUCUACAGAUAAUUAUGUUGCUUGUUUUCGAUUUUCUUCCUGGAUUGAAAUAAUUUUUACAAAAUUUGCAUUCAUUUUUGUUCUACGUCUCCGUCAGAUUCAAUUCUUAGCCUACAACAAAUUAGUUAGUACUACAACAAUUAAGAGUCAACACAUAAUAAAACAAUAGCAUUUACAAAAAGGGUGUUGUACAAAAUUGUUACAAUUAGUUAAUUAUAUAAAAACUUAAUAUUCAACCCUGUUGAGAUAAAUUAUAAUGCAUACAUAACAGUAUAUUAAACAAAAUGUUUUGACUGGCUAAAUAAGAUACUAACACUAAGAUACAUUUAGUAAACAUAUUCGUAUAAAAUGUGCCUAUAAUUGUUUGUUUCCCUUAAUUAUCAACGUCUUACUUCUAUCUAAACAUAUCUUACAGUACUGCUCGACCAAUUGUACACAUUAGAAUUUUAUUUGUUUUCUUGGGUGAAGGUAAUCCAUAUAGUAUAAAAAAACGAGAAAUGAAACUAGAGUUGGACAAUCGAACUGAGAUGUCUGCGAUUUACGAAUGAAUUAGAAAAUAAAAAAGUGCCCGGAAUAUAUAUAUUUUUCUUUUUGAAAUUAUUCUAAGCCUACACAAAAUGCAGCAAAUCUAAGCUAGAUCUCUCCUCCUCCGUACAAAUUACAAAUAGUUUCAUUAAAGAUUGUCAAUGGUUAAGGGUGAAAAAAUUUGAGGGAUUCUCCCACGUAUGUAAAUGUAGUAAAAAUUUGGCAGUAAUUAUUACAUUUUAACAAUAAAAAAGUCUACAAAUUAUUAUGAAAAUUAUAGAAUGAAAAUGAGUUUAUAUUUAAAAACUUUUAAUAUUAGCAUACCACUAAAAUGUGGAUGUUUGGUUUUAUGAACUAGUAUGUCUGAAAAAAAAAAAACUCAUUAAAAAUGGCUGAUUUGUCAGGUUUGUCCUAACCCUUUAAUCAAAGUAAAUAAAUAAUUAAUUUACAUUGAUAGACAAUGUAAUAAUAUGAUCUAACAAAUUAAUAAUAUUUAAUAAUGGAAAAUUAUAGUUUUAGUAAUAUGUUGUUGCAGCCAUCAAACCAAUAAGAACAGAUUAAAAAAUCUAGUCUAAAUAAGAGAAGAAAAAAAAAUAGAGCAGGGACAUUUUACAUCAAACAUUAAUAGUUGAAUAAGGAGAAUAUUACUUUAACAUACAGAAAGCUUAAAAAAUAUAUAUGUAUAUACAUCUAACAAGGGGAGAGCAUAAUUAAUAAAAACCCCUUUUCAACUAAAUUUUAUACAAUUUCUUCAUUUUGAUAAAUCGAUUUUAAAAAAAUAUAUAGCGCGCCAGAGAAGAUGAAAUUGGGCAAAACGUUUGUCAUUUCAGAAAGGCAAUAUCAAUAUUUCAUUUUUAAAUACUAGAAAAUACACGGUAUAAAAGGCUAAAAUGAAGCUUUGGUUGUUUCUUUUAUAAACAAUGUUAUUUUAUCUAUUGUUUGAGGAGUUGUUCUUAUUUUGAUGCAAAGGGGUCAUUUGCACAUUUUUAUCGGUUUUAAGCCUAAAUCUGGAAGCUAAGACUAAUAAAUUUACAAAAUUUCGCAAAGAUCACACGGUGGAGUAUAGAAAACACAGGCCAAUUUAAAAUUUAAUUGAAGAUGUCUAUUGAUCAAAUUGCUAUAGUUUGUAAGGCUUAUAAUAAUAAUUUUAAUAAAUAGUCUUAUAAAUUUUACUACAAUAUAAUUAUAUAAAGUAAAGCUUAACUUCUUUUGCCUUAUAACAUUUUAAAUCGAUUGAACCUUUAUGUUUAUAAUUUAUUUCAGUUUAUGUUUAUAAAGAGUGCUUCGUAUAAGUACACAGCAAUCAAUUGAUUUAUAGCAGUUUUAAAUAAUUUGUCUCUUAAUAUUGGUUUUUUUAUUCAAUUUUAGUUGGUGGUAAGUUGAAAAAGUUUUACAUUUUCAGCACAAAAAUAGAUGAAACAAGAUAACAAUAAUUAAUGAGAUAUUUAUGAAGGAUUUACAAUGUCUUAUUUUAUUUAAAAAACAAACAAAAAA